Molecule: messenger RNA, 2267 nt
Organism: Prionailurus viverrinus (fishing cat)
Lineage: Eukaryota; Metazoa; Chordata; Mammalia; Carnivora; Felidae
Gene: WDR18
Product: WD repeat domain 18
Exons: 11
Coding region: 391-1749 (452 amino acids)
Biological process (GO): DNA-templated DNA replication; rRNA processing
Cellular component (GO): nuclear pre-replicative complex
Molecular function (GO): protein binding
Source: RefSeq, a predicted model, not a curated record
CGUUUUUCGUGCAAAUGAUUAUCGAGGCCUGCGAGCUCGGGACUUUACUAUUCGCACAUUAAAAAAAAGAAAAGGAAUCCGAGAGACCGUGUCACUUGGUCAAAGGCGCCCAGCGGAAACGGCCAGGCGACCUCCGGGCUCUGAAGUUCUCUGCAGGAGACCCUGAGCCCCGACUUCCCCACCUAUCUGGGGGCGAGGUCUCCUUCCACGGUCACCAACUCCACGGCAGCGCCCCCACCGCCGCGGGGCGGGGAGCUAGCCCCCUCUCGAGCACGUGGUCACGCGCCAGCCCGGGCGAGGAGACGUGGGCGCCGCUCUAGCCGCCGCGGCGCAGGUGCCGGAGUCUCGCUGGCGUGACGUACUUCCGGCGCGGUGGGGGGGGGAGGCAAGAUGGCGGCUCCCAUGGAAGUGGCCGUGUGUACGGACUCGGCGGCCCAGCUGUGGAGCUGCAUCGUGUGGGAGCUGCAUUCGGGCGCCAAUUUGCUCACGUACCGCGGCGGCCAGGCCGGACCCCGCGGCCUGGCGCUGCUCAAUGGCGAGUACCUGCUGGCGGCGCAGCUGGGCAAGAACUACAUCAGCGCCUGGGAGCUGCAGCGGAAGGACCAGCUCCAGCAGAAGAUCAUGUGUCCUGGACCUGUCACCUGUCUGACCACAUCGCCCAAUGGCCUGUAUGUCCUGGCGGGGAUUGCAGAGAGCAUAUACCUGUGGGAGGUCUCCACGGGGAACCUUCUGGUCAUCCUGAGCCGCCACUAUCAGGAUGUGUCAUGCUUGCGGUUCACUGGGGACAGCAGCCACUUCCUCUCGGGGGGCAAAGACUGCCUGGUGCUGGUGUGGAGCCUGUGCAGCGUGCUGCAGGUGGACCCCUCCAGGACCCCAGCCCCCCGGCAUGUGUGGUCUCGUCACACCCUCCCCAUCACAGACCUGCACUGUGGCUUUGGGGGGCCCCUGGCCCGGGUGGCCACCUCUUCGCUGGACCAGACGGUGAAGCUGUGGGAGGUCUCGUCGGGCGAGCUCCUGCUCUCUGUGCUGUUCGACGUGGCCAUCGUGGCCGUGACCAUGGACCUGGCCGAGCACCACCUGUUCUGUGGCGGCAGCGACGGUUCCAUCUUCCAGGUCGACCUUUGCACCUGGCCUGGGCAGAGAGAGAAGACCUUCCAGCCGGAGCAGGACAGCGGGAAGGCGUUCAGAGGGCACAGGAACCAGGUGACCUGCCUGUCCGUGUCUACUGAUGGCAGCGUGCUGCUCUCCGGCUCCCACGAUGAGACUGUGCGCCUGUGGGACGUCCAGAGCAAGCAGUGCAUCAGGACGGUGACCCUCAAAGGCCCUGUGACCAACGCCUCCAUCAUGCUGGCGCCGCUCAGCAUGCUGAGCUCGGACUUCAGGCCGGGCCUGCCCCUGCCCCACUUCAACAAGCACCUGCUGGGCGCCGAGCACGGGGAUGAGCCCCACCGAGGGGGCUUCACGCUGCGCCUGGGCCUCCACCAGCAGGGCUCGGAGCCCAGCCACCUGGAGCGGGCAGAGCAGCUGCACGCGGUGAUGAGCGGCACGAUGGAGAAGAGCGUCCUGGGCGGCCAGGACCAGCUGCGGAUCCGCGUGGCCGAGCUGGAGGACGAGGUGCGGAACCUGCGGAAGGUCAACCGCGACCUGUUCGACUUCUCCACGCGCAUCAUCACGCGGCCGGCCAAGAGAUGCACGUCGGGGCGCAAAGAGGUACCUGCACACCCACGUUCACAGCAGCACGGUCCUUAGUCACCGGACACCCCGGUGCCCGGUGCCCGUCCGCGCACGAAGGGUAGGCACUCCGUGGUCCAUCCACACGCCCGAAUGUGAUCCGGCCUUAGAAAGUGCCACCUGCCACCACAUGGAUGGACCCCGAGGACACUGCGCGGUGACGGAAGCCAGACCCAGAAGGACACGUCCUGCGUGACCCCACGCACAGGGGGUCCCCUGAGGAGUCGCGUCCACAGAGCCAGCGAGCAGACUGGGGGAGCCAGGGGUGGGCAGGGGGCGGGGAGUCUGUGCUGCUUGGGGACAGAGCCUCAGUCUGGGGAGAUGGAAAGUUCUGGAGAUGGGUGGUGGGGGCUGGCUGCACGACCGUGUGAGUGCGCCUGAUGUCACUGAGCUGUGCACUUGGAAGUGGUCGUGAUGAGGGGCGCCUGGGUGGCUCAGUCGGUUAAACGUUGACUUGAUUUUUGGCUUAGGUCGUGAUCUCGUGGUUCCGGGGGUCCAGCCCUGCGUCGGGCUCCAUGGAGCCUGCUUGAGGUUCU